AGGGAUCAAAACAGCUCGAGCUCACGGAGUGAAACGGGAGAGCAAGCCGUCUCUUCUCGUUUUGGUACGCCCGAACCUCACGCGCAUCCAGAACAUCGUUUUAUUCCUCUCCUUUCCUCCCGACUUUCUCCCCACGAGAUGAGAGACUGAUCCAGUGAGGGUUCCACGAGCUGUUACAAAGAAGUUUUGGGAGAGGGAGAUGAUGAUGAUGUCAGAGUUCAUCGUGCUGUGUUUACUGUUUGGAGCCGCAGCACACGCCCAGGCCUUACCAGAAUGCAACAAGAAACAUGAGUGUCCUAUAGAUGUGUACUUUACGAUCGACACGUCUGAGACCAUCGCCCUGCAAGAACCUCCCCCUGGAUCGCUGGUGGAGAGCAUUAAGAUGUUUACAGAGCGCUUUGCAGAGCGUCUGGAGGAUGCUGACUAUAAAGGUCUGGUUCAGAUCAGAUGGCAGUUAGGAGGACUGCACUUCUCCCAGACACAACAGAUCUUCAGCCGCAUACAGGCCAAGGACGCCUUCAUCCAGGGGGUCAGGGGUAUCCGGUAUCUAGGUAAGGGAACCUACAUCGACUGCGCCCUCGCCAACAUGACACAGGAAAUUACACGCUCGCCUUCGGGCCCCAGGGCACUGCGAUUCGCUGUCGUCAUCACCGACGGUCACGUGACAGGAAACCCCUGCGGCGGAGUGAAGGUGACGGCGGAGAGAGCGCGCGACGAGGGCAUCAGAAUGUUUGUGGUCGCGGCAACGAAGAACGUGGACGAGACGGGUCUGAGGGAGAUCGCUAACUCUCCGGCCAACGUCUACAGAAAAGACUUCCUGGCUGUCGACCUCAGUGGCAACAAGCCUGCUAUACAGCUGGACACUAUAGACCGCAUCAUCAAGACCAUGACCCAUCUGGCCUAUCAGGAGUGCUACAAGGUGAAGUGUCUGGAGACAGAAGGACCUCCUGGUCCCAAAGGACACAGAGGACAGAAGGGAAUCAAAGGAGACAAUGGCAACUCCGGUCUUAAAGGAGAGAGAGGAAGACAGGGCGACCCCGGCAUCGAGGGUCCCAUUGGUCAACCAGGAGUCAAGGGUGAAAUUGGUCUGGAGGGGGAAAAGGGAGAGAUCGGAGCUGAGGGGAAGAAGGGUGUGGCCGGCCUCGCAGGACGCAACGGGACAGACGGACAAAAGGGGAAGAUCGGACGCAUCGGCGCUCCCGGCUGCAAAGGAGAUCCAGGAGACAGGGGUCCUGAUGGUCACUCGGGAGACGCGGGCAACGGUGGACUUCCUGGAACAGACGGAGAGAAGGGAGAUCCCGGUCGAUCAGGAAGCGCAGGCCCCCUCGGCCCGGUGGGAGACGCUGGACCUAAGGGUGAGAGAGGGAGUCCCGGCUCGCCUGGCUUCCCUGGAGCCAAAGGAACACCAGGAACUAUUGGAGGCCCAGGAGACAAGGGAGAACUGGGGAGAAGAGGAGACUUUGGGUCAAAGGGGAAUCAGGGAACAGACGGAGUUAAAGGAGACAAGGGCGAGGCAGGACCUGAGGGGCUGAGAGGACUACCAGGUGAAGUAGGAAACAAAGGAACCAAGGGAGACAACGGACUCCCGGGGCCACGCGGGCCCCCCGGCACUUCAGGAGCGGCAGGGAAGAACGGUACCCGUGGCGACCCCGGUGAUGCCGGACCGAGAGGAGACCCCGGCCUGGCAGGACCAAAGGGCGACGUGGGAAGAGCUGGCUUCAGUUACCCAGGACCAAGAGGACCAACGGGUGAACGUGGCGAGAAGGGCGGUCUAGGAUCCAGAGGAAGCAGAGGAGACUGUGGCCCCAAGGGAGGGCCAGGGGGAGCGGGGACCCCUGGAGAGGGGGGUGAACCAGGGCCUCAGGGAGAACCUGGAUUCAGAGGACCAAGAGGAGUGGGUGGACGAGACGGAGAUCCAGGUCCUGAGGGAGACCCCGGUCUCACAGAAUGUGAUGUCAUGAACUACAUCAGAGAGACCUGUGGCUGCUGUGACUGUGAGAAGCGGUGCGGGGCGCUGGACAUCGUGUUUGUGAUUGACAGCUCAGAGUCCGUUGGUCUCGCCAACUUCACUCUGGAGAAGAACUUUGUCAUCAACACCAUCAACAGACUGGGGUCUAUGGCCAAGGACCCCAACUCAGAGACAGGUACCAGAGUGGGGGUGGUACAGUACAGUCACAGUGGAACCUUCCAGGCCAUCAGGCUCAAUGACUCCAAGAUUGACUCCCUGUCUGCCUUCAAGGAUGCAGUGAAGCGUCUGGAGUGGAUAGCCGGUGGGACGUGGACCCCGUCAGCGCUGAAGUACGCCUACGACCACCUGAUCAAGGACAGCCGCCGAGCUAAAGCCAACGUCACCGUGGUGGUCAUCACAGACGGACGGUUUGACCCCAGGGACGACGACUCACUGCUCACAUACCUCUGCAGCGACCCCAGUGUGGAUGUGAGCGCUAUAGGUAUUGGGGACAUGUUUGACCAGAUAGAGGAGAAUGAGAGCCUGAAGAGUAUAGCCUGUCAGAGAGACGGUAGGGUGCUGGGGAUGAGACGCUUCGCCGACCUGGUGGCAGAGGAGUUCAUCGACAAGAUAGAGACCGUGCUCUGCCCAGACCCUGUGAUUGUGUGUCCUGACCUUCCCUGUAAAACUGAACCAGCGGUGGCCAGCUGUAUCCAGCGCCCUGUGGACCUUGUGUUCAUGCUGGACGGGUCAGAGAGGAUGGGAGUGGAGAACCACCGCCGCGCCAAGGAGUUCAUCGAGAAUGUGGCGCGCCGCCUCACCCUGGCCAACGGCCAAUCAGACGACAGGAACGCCCGCGUGGCCCUGCUGCAGUACGGCGGCCAGUCAGAACAGAGGGUGGAGUUUUCGCUCACGCACAAUCUGACGGUGAUCGCUGAUUCGCUGGCAGGGAUGAGCUACAUGGACUCCGCCUCCUCUCUGGGCAGCGCCAUCAUACACGCUGUCAACAACCUGGUGAUGUCACAGGGCAGUCGCCUGGCACGUCGUAACGCUGAACUGUCCUUCGUCUUUAUCACCGAUGGCAUCACCGCGGGCGACAGCCUGGAGGAGGGUGUCUCAGCCAUGCGGCGGGCCGAGGGUAUUCCCACGGUGAUCGCCAUGGGGACCGACACGGACCAGGAAGUGCUGAGGAAGGUUGCCCUGGGAGACACGUCGGCCAUCUUCAGAGGAGAGGACUACGCCACGCUGGGGAAACCCACCUUCUUCGAACGCUUCAUCCGCUGGGUCUGCUAAUGAGCUAACCAGCUCGUUAGAGCUAACGAGCUGUGUUCUAACGAGCUGUUAAAGCUGCAGUCCGUAAGAAUCUUUUCAGUUAUGAAAAAUAAACAAAAAGGUGUUCUCUGGGUUUUGAAUUAAAGUCAUAUGGUGCUCUUUGGUUUUCCAGGUUUUAGCAAAAUGGCAGAACUUGGAAGCUAAACUUUUAGCUCGUCCGAAAGACACAAGAGACUCCAGAUUGCUGAAUCUUUUAAAUUAGUUAAAUGACAGAUUCCACCAUUAACUAGAUAAGCGCAAACAACCAAAGCCUCUCUUAUCAGAGAGUUACUGAUAUUGAAUGUGUAAGAUGUUGCAGCUGUAGGUCCAUUGUUGUUGUUGAUUUUUGUAUUGUGUUUUUCUAGAAGAGAUCCCUCUCUGUGAGGUCUGUAUCAGUACGUCUGUAUUUUACACUAAAUGUGAUAUUCUAGUGGAAGGCGUUACACACAGUGUCAAUGUCUGGCAAAACAGUCUUAACUUUUCAGACAGUCUUAACUUUUCAGUCUUAACUUUUCAAACAGUCUUAACUUUUCAGACAGUCUUAACUUUUCAAACAGUCUUAACUUUUCAAACAGUCUUAACUUUUCAGACAGUCUUAACUUUUCAAACAGUCUUAACUUUUCAAACAGUCUUAACUUUUCAAACAGUCUUAAAUUUUCAAACAGUCUUAACUUUUCAGACAGUCUUAACUUUUCAAACAGUCUUAAGUUUAAAAGACUUUGACUUACAAAGUCGUAUGUUUUCAGUGAAAGUGUCUCUUAUCUGUUAUUAUUCUAGAUCAGACAGUCAUUUAGACAUCACACACACAGAUCGGUAGUUACAUAUACCCAACACACACACACACAGAGAAACACAAACACACACGCUUACACACACUAAACACACACACACACAAAUCACACUGAAAAUGCAUUUGUUGUAAACUGAAAAUUAUGUAAUAAAGCCAGCUGUGGUGUAACCAGA
Salvelinus fontinalis (brook trout) is the source of this 4222-nucleotide messenger RNA. Its product is annotated as collagen alpha-2(VI) chain-like. The transcript is spliced from 28 exons. The record is from RefSeq and is a predicted model, not a curated record. NCBI's taxonomy places the organism in Eukaryota, Metazoa, Chordata, Actinopteri, Salmoniformes, Salmonidae. The coding region runs from base 200 to 3241 and encodes 1013 amino acids.